This is a messenger RNA of Marchantia polymorpha subsp. ruderalis, 3491 nucleotides long. Lineage: Eukaryota; Viridiplantae; Streptophyta; Marchantiopsida; Marchantiales; Marchantiaceae. The record is from the annotation of a GenBank genome assembly.
GACAAGCUGCGGGCUUCGGGAUCACGAAUAUACAACACGGACAGCAGUAAACGUCGUCCCGCGAGGCAGGAAAGAAGGAAGAGCUGGCUGCGGUCUCAAUUCAUUGCAGGCGAAUGGGAAAUGGGCGCAUGGAAAGGAGGAGCAUUCGGCCCAAUUGUGAGCUCGUGUUGGGGCUCGGCUUGGCCUGGCUAGCUGUCCCGACCGAUCGAUGGGAUGAGGAGGAUUGCCAGACAAGCAACUGAAAGGGGAUGCAUGGACUGGAGCAAGGAAGGAGGGAGGAACACAGGCAAGGGGAGCGAGGAAGAGGUCAUGCAUGCGCACGCGCUUUUGUUGCGACCGGCGAGAGCCUGGGACGGGACAAGGAUUUCAUUUUAAGCCCAGGCGGAGCUGGAGCUUUGUUUUAUGCGCAGAAAGUCGGAGGGAUCUGCUGCCCGGAUGAGAAGAGGUCCAAAAUCCGGGGGAUCUCCAUGACGAGGACGAUCGGAAGAUGAGCCGAAUCUCUUACAAGUUAGACCUUCCCUGAGUGUCUGUCUUGUGAGUGUGCUGGUGCAAGUUCGCCCGACGUUCGGGCCGGUCUUCCUCUGCAUUGAACCUCAAGCUGCAGCUCCUCUUCUCGCAGCUCGCUCUGUUUGGGGUUUAAUACACACCUCGGGCCAUUUUGUGUGCCAACUGACUCCUAGACACAUCUGUAGAUUUCAGAUUGCUUCAGGCAAGAGCCUGAACAUUUUAGCGUGUUUUGUUUUUGUGACUCUCUCUCUCUCUCUCUCUCUCUCUCUCUAAUUCCACUCACUGGUUGAAAUCGAAAGCGUAGCUCGUCAAUCUACGAAGUGCGGGCCGGGUUCGUGGAUCUGUACAUUUCUUUCUUUCUCGAUAAUUGCAGGUUGUUGUCUCAGGUAGAGAUAGGCCCAAUUUUGUGAGAGACCGGAACGAGUACGGUGGGAAUUGUCGUGACAACGACCACCACUGCACAGAAGUCGUCGACAUCCGCAACCGAGAUGUCAUCCUAUUCCGUGGAGGAAUUCGCAGGCAAUGGCGCUCUGAAGGACAUACUCGACGCGCUCACGGCGGACGGAUGGGACGACGUUCCCACGCUCAAGAUGAUGAGCGCCGCCGACAUGGAGGGGCUCAAACUCACCGACGCCCAGCGGGAUGCGCUGGAAUUGCGAACGUAUUUGCACGACCGGAAUUUGAUGCAGUACGCGGAUCAGCUGGAGGAGUCGGGGAAACGGCUGCCGGAGUUGCUGAGCACGACGCCGGGCGAUCUGGUGUCGCAGUACGGGAUGCGGAGGGGGCAUGUAGCGAGGUUCGUCGAUCGGAGUUCCGCCUGCGGAGUGAUCUUGCCGUCGGAUCUCACACUUCCGGCCAGGAAGCGCCCGGGGGACGCAGACAGCGACGUUAGCAGCUUCGUGAGUCGGAUUUCGGAUCCCAGCGACGCCCACGCGGGAAGUCUGCCGGGUCACCGCCGGCGCCCGUCUCACGAGUCCUCGAACUUCCGACACUUCGAUUCCGACGGCAACAAAACCGACGACGGCGGUGACAAGGCCGUUCCCAUCAAGGGGAUCGUGGCCAACGGCGACACCCCGCCCCGGCUCUGCGGCCUCGUCCAGCCCAAGCGCGUAACGAACGAUGUCACCCCUCUGUCCAUUCUCGAGAAGAUCUACGUGCAGAAACUGGUCCCCGAGCACAAGGCCGGGAUUUCUCCGUGGGUCGAUGGCGAGCUCAAGCUGCCCCCUCCGAUGAAAGCUUCGGAAUUAUGGGCUCGAAACACCGUGCUCCUGCUCUGCGUCCGUCGCCCCGGUUGUGUCAUGUGUCGUGCCGAGGCUCAUCGACUGUACGCGAGGAAAUCGAUCUUCGACUCCCUGGGCAUCCAGCUCGUCGCCAUUCUGAACGAGCAGAUCGACUUUGAGGUGAAGGCAUUUUGGCCUCGUUAUUGGGGUGGUAUGGUGCUGGUGGAUCGGAACAGGGAUUUCUUCAAGGCUCUGGGAGGAGGGCAGCUGCUGACAGAUAAUUUGUGCACUGGGUUUUUCUUCAAUUCACACGCUCGACGGAACUGGAAAAGAGCAACUGCGACUGGGUUUGAUUACAAUACGACCGGGGAAGGCACCAUCAAAGGAGGGCUGUACAUCGUUGGACCAGGAAAGACAGGUGUUGCAUACCAAUUCAUCGAGCGUUCGUUCGGCGAUUGGGCUCCCCUCGAAGAAGUUUUGAGCGUUUGCAGUAAUUUACAAACUAAACCGCAGAAGAAAGAGAACCUGACGAUACAUCAAGAAGAAGACUCGACAACUGCAUGGGAGGAAUCCGAUGUAUAGUUUGAUAUAGAGAAACUAAGCCAUUGAAGUAUUAUCACUUGUAUAGUAGUAGUAGUUCACAAGCAAAUUGCUUGAGUAUCUUCCCCACUUUGUGGGAUCAUAAACACACUUAGACAGAUCUGUACUGUAGUUUAUUUAGGUAGAUCGUGAAUGGAGUUGAUCAUUUGAAGGCUCCUCGUUCGUCUCUUUUUGACAGUCAUCAUUAGCUUAUUAGUUCACGGACAAAUUGGAAGAAGGAGCAGUUAUUAAGUUUUGCACUCCGCGGGGAACUUUGUGGUUCCUCUAGGGUCCAAAUGUACACAACAUCCAAGUUGAGUUCCCCUCAUGUCUCUAGGUUCUUGCCUCUCUGACGGGAAAAAAUUAAUAUUUUAAUUGGUCAGCCCGGGGCUUUGCACCGCUUCAAGAUCGAUCGAGGUUUUGCGUGUCACUUGCGUCUAGAUUCAAGUUGUGUAUGUGGACCGAGUCUUCUGCACGAUCCUGUGCGUUUCAACGAGCCGUGACUGUCUGUCAGCGUGACGUCCUGGAGAGGCUCAGCAGCAAACGUCAUAUUCCCAGUACAGGUCUUGGCUCUCCGUCAUGGCCGGUCCUCUGCAAUGUCCGUAGUUCAAGAUUCGAGUUAAUAACGCAUGAAAAUUUGAGUUGAAUAGUGAACGGCAUCUACUAGGGUCCACAGCUGUAGCUGGAUGGUUGCAGGCUUCAUGAGAAAGGAUAAAGGUCCCUGAUGACAUUCUUCUUUACGACUGUUUCAAGCAAAGUUGAGGUUUUCAGGUCUGAGGUUACGGCCUAUCAGAGAUGGUUAAGAAAAGCUUUCCCUCUUCUCAAAACUAGCACUAUAUCUUCCUCUUAGCUGCACGCCACAGGUUGAAAUUCAGAAACCUCUCUGUAGCCCAAGCCAAUUUCACAUUCUCCUUCAGACUAUGUCAUGUGCAGUUUGUAGACGGUAGCAAACGGGAGCACUUGUUUGCCAACCUCUUCCAAUGAAUUACUCUUCAAUAAACAUAACUAAGUUGUAAGAAAACUGACUAAGAAAUUUAUUAAGUAAGUUAAGGCAGCGCUGCUGGUUGACGAUCUUUCCUUCCGAACAUGCCGUUCACCCAUAUACAUGCCGUUUCAUGUCUUCGGAAAAGAGGUUGAAAGUGUGCUACCAAUGUGUCCUGUCCCAACGAUCUGACGGGUCCUGUU